This is a messenger RNA of Lecanosticta acicola, 438 nucleotides long. The record is from the annotation of a GenBank genome assembly. NCBI's taxonomy places the organism in Eukaryota, Fungi, Ascomycota, Dothideomycetes, Mycosphaerellales, Mycosphaerellaceae.
AUGUCCUCUUCUUCUUCAGACAGUUCGGCUUCCCCUUCGCCGAUCCUCGAAGGCCAACCAUCUUUCUUCCCACAACUCUCCCCGCCUGCAUGCGCAUUGCCGAAACCUACCGUGACGAGGAAAUCCUCCUCCAAGACUGCUUCCAGGGUUGCUCCGAUUCCGGAAGAUGAAUCGCUGGAUGAGUUCGAGCUUCGAUCGCCGACGACGAGCGAGGAAGAGGGCAGACUGUACGAUGUGAAUGCGGAGAUCAAAUCCACACUCAUGGAACUUCUCAACACGGAAGCUGUUCGUAGCGAUGGGAAGAUGCGAGCGUGGAUCCAGAGCAAGCUCAUGGAGGCCGAGAUGGAGCUCAAGAAGCAGAGGAGGCAUAACAGUGGGAGGAGACGCUCGAGCACGCCGCGGAUCGUGCUCUCGCCAAGCCACGAGGAAGUGGCUUGA